Ornithodoros turicata is the source of this 6213-nucleotide messenger RNA. RefSeq lists its product as uncharacterized. The record is from RefSeq and is a predicted model, not a curated record. Bases 300 to 959 code for a protein of 219 amino acids. The transcript has 5 exons. Gene Ontology annotation, biological process: double-strand break repair via homologous recombination. NCBI's taxonomy places the organism in Eukaryota, Metazoa, Arthropoda, Arachnida, Ixodida, Argasidae. Gene Ontology annotation, cellular component: Shu complex. Gene Ontology annotation, molecular function: single-stranded DNA binding.
AUUUCUGUCUACUUCAUCUAUUCAUUCAUGACGAAGGAGGAACAGGAAGUCUCCUACGUUUCCAAAGUCGGAGAUCUAUUGUAAUGACUGCUCGGCGGUUGUGUCGUGGUGUGCCAAAUUAAACGGCUGAUGUUGUUCUGUCUCGUUUCUGCGAGCAUUUCGUGUCAUUCCAGCUGAUUCCAGCCUUUGUAACACCUGUAGUUUGCGCGCCAGUUUAUGUUGGUUUACGUACCGUGCUGUGCGUACUCAAAUUUUCGGUCGUUAAACUGCAAUUUGUUCUUGGGAAUGCCCGUUGCAAGAUGCUAACGCGAAUUUUCCCAGUGUCUGACACUGAGGCGGCCUGUGCUUUGCGCUCGUCUUCGGUGUUUCUGUUGGGCACAGACCAAGAUGUUGUGACAUCCCUGGCACUUCAGGCAGCAGUUACCACCGCAAGUGAGAAAGAAUACGUCGCCAUAUUGGGGAACGCUGCCGUAAAGAAAUUUUAUCGCGUGCAUGGAAUGCCACAGUAUGAGGACAGCAUGGUAGACUUCAUUAGGCCAAGGUUUUUUGCCACUACUGAUAGCCUCUGUGACUACUUUAUCCAGUUCCACAUGUUGCCAACGUAUCCAGACCUAAUAGUGCUUCUUGGACUUGAGGAAUUCGUGAAGGAGGCUUCUAAGAGUACUACCGGGGAUCAAGAAAUUAUACGUCUCCUGGCUUUUCUGCUGGACGUGGCACACUUUGCCUCAAAAAAGAAUGGUCGCCCCUGCAGGAUCUUGACACUCUAUGCGGGCAGUGAGGGAGAACCGGGAAACUGGUUGCACCGGUUUCCGAGCCUUCGCGCCACCCGGCUCUGGUGUGAGAGUCAGCAGCAGGACAGGUUCACGAUCGGGGGCUACGGGACAGGACGGCUGACGUUUUGCAAGGAAGGGAACCUGCUUCGGUUGCAGCAAGGACAACCUCUGGGUGCUUCGUCUUGAUCGGAAUCUUGCGGCUGCCACCUCCCAGGUGCCAACUUGGGGGCCUGAUACACCGGUGCGAGUCGUAUAUAUUUCCACGGGAGUAGUCGCGGCUUAUGCGCGAUCUUUUCUUUUUUUUUUUUUUUUUUUUCGACCCCAGAGUAUGGACCACAGGGUUUACGGCCUUCUCUGUGGUCUCCUUUGCCCCACAAAUUAUAGUCGCGUCGUACUGCCCGCGGCUUAUCUGCGAGUGCGGCUUAUCUGUCCGAAAAUUUUCGAAAUGUUCCUAAAAACGGGUCCUGCGACUUAUACGCGUGAAAUUACAGUAAUGGGAAUUACGAUUCUUUUCGGCGAACCAGUUCAUUCCAAUCAUUUCACCUAAGUGAUUUCGUUCGAAAGGUUCGUUUAUGAACCUCUGAUGUCACGGCAUCACAUCAUCACGUGAUUUAGCGACGUGACUAAUUUGACUAAUUCGUGACUAAUUUGACUAACGUGACUAAUUCGUGCUAUGUCUGUCCCUUCGUGUUCCCUAGUCUCGAGGUUUUUAUGUUAUGCGUGACUAAUUUGCUUGUUUUCUUUUUUCUUUGUGUCUUCACAGUUGGAGCUGCUGUGUUAACUGCACGGGAGACAUUUCUGCUUUUCAAACCGUAGCGAGGAGGUAAAUGCCGUUGUAGCAUAAAACGUGAAAGACUCUGUGACAAGUAAAAAAGGGUGUUUGAGCUAUAGCUUUCAGCUGGAAUGCACGUUCACUCUUAAACACGCACAUUGAAAGGUUGCCGGGAGGCGAAUAAGGCGACACUAGAGUGGAUUAAAAGUGUUUACCUGUACGGUUGUUGGGCAUAAAUUAGAAGAUACCUGGAAAGAAUCUGUCAGUCAUUCCACAUACUAUUAUACUAUAAUUUCACGCGUACAAGCCGCACCGCAAAUAAGCCGUAGGACCCCUUUUUAGGAACGUUUUGAAAAUUUUCAGGCAGAUAUGCCGUGGGCCAUAGGCACCGACUGCGGGGGGGCUUGGGGGCCUGAGCUCCCCCGGAACUUUUCCAGGGGGGCCAGGCCCCCUCCGGAGGUCAGUUCUAGUGCUCCACCAUGAUCGGAUUGUGGCCUUGUUGUCUGUUUUUCAUGGAUCGACGGGUCAGCCGCCUUCAAGAAGACAUGAAUUGUUGUCACCACUUUCGUUAAAGCUGCUGGGGGAAGGCACCGGGAAGGUCAGUCUACUCGAAGUUGGACGCGCCCCUGUUAGGCAUUGCUCAUACAUUGGCAGGGCGAUGCUGUUCCAGAGACACUGUCGGCCCUUUUGUUAAAACUGAUGUAUGGGGAAAAUACCGGGGCAAAAUAAUCAUCAGAUAAGGCACACCGGUAGAUAAGCCGCAAAGCGCCCGUGAGCAAAAAAAAAUCGCGCAUAAGCCGUGGCUGAUACGCGUGAAAUUACGGUAGUCUUAACGUAAAAAGGGUAAAUGUGAUUUCUUCAGCAUACCUUAAAUUGUCCAGCGGCAACGCAGCUAGCAACACUGAUCGAGUUGGUGCGAGAGGGAAAAGCAAAUGAGCUCCUCGCACUCUUUGCAUGUUAUGCCAUUUGGUUUCACCGUAUGACACGGAACAGAUAUCGUCUGCUAGGAAUGACAUUCAGUUUGCCGUGUGACACGGGUGUUAACUGCGGAGUCUGGGCCAACAAUUAGGACAAACGCCCAGGCAAUGAUCGCAACGAAGGUUUAUAGUGUCAGCGUACUUGCGGAAACGUUCGAGUUUGCUCGAGUUACCCGGACAUGUUAGUGCGUAGUAGUCUUCAUACUAUGGUAUAGUCGAACUCUUUUUUUCAUAACCACAUUUUUGCAAUUUUUACGCCAUUGCGCCAAAAGGAGCUCGCGGUUUUUAUCGGGAAAAUGUGCGCCGGAAAAGGGGUGUGUGCUGGUGUUGUAUACUUCCCAAAGUAGUAUGUGACACCGCUUCAUGAAUUUGUUGCUAAAAGUGUUUUUAAUUCUCAUUGGAUAUUUGUAUCUGGUAUGUGUAUUUGCUCCCAGUCCUCGGGCAACAUGCUACACAUUGAUUCUAUGAGCAAAUUGUUGGUGACCAUUUGGAAGGGCUGCUGCACAGGAAUGUGUACAAGACCCCAUGACGCUGUACUUAGGACCGUCAUAGUUACGGCCGCCAUUCACUGGGACUUCAGAGCUUGCACCCCUUCUUUUAAUCUUCCAGCACGAUGCUAUUUACAAUACUGCGUUUCUUACUGUGUUGAAAUGGGGUAGUUUGUAUCUGAGAGCCAUAGUGAAACACAGGCAGCCAAGGACAGACUUUUGAUGCCCUCGAGAAAUUUGGCAAUACAUUGUAGGGGACUCUGAAUGCUCCCUCAAUUUCCAGAACACAUGUGUCUUUCGGACGCAUGAUGUGUCUCGGGGAGGGCCCGGGCCCCCAGGGACACAACCCCCUUGAAUAUACUUAUGAGCGCAGGUGACCUACAGAAUGUGCGCGCAAGGCCUCUGUCUGUCCGCGCAUCUUUAAAGAUACUGUAAAGCGGUAGAGCCGCAAUCUCAGAAAAAUUAACUGUUGGAUGGCCUUUAGAUGUUAAAACACUUGGAAACCCUUUGGGAACUCCCCUUCACAACGCUACACAACCCUUCACACGACUUUACACAAUGCUAACGCAAGAGAGCUUUCGCCGCCAAACGAGCGUUUCUGGCUUCCUCCGAUAGACCUCUCCCUGUUUGUAAGCAAAUGACGUCAUAGUGUUCGACAGCGCCACCAAUUUGGUAGAGUUGAACUACGCUCGAAGCUAGGGGGCGAACAAGGUCGCGCCCGAAAGCCACGGUCUUGAGGGGAUUACAGUGGUCCCUGAAAGGGACACGACCUUCGGUACUUCUUUUCUUUCAAUAGGAGGCAGCGAACAAGUGCCCAUUCGUGGAACCCAGCCCUCCCUUUCCGAUUUGUUUCGACUUCAGUCCGUCUACCAACGUCAUGAUGACGUUUCUCGGGUAGAGGUCUGUUCAGCUUGGCGGCGCCGUCUCGCAGCCGCUCCUUCGCACAGCUUUCGCAACCCAUGGGGCGCCCACGCAGACACUUCUGAACCUGUCAACCACCAUAGCUGCACUGCCGGAGCGCCACGUCGCGCUCUCCACUUACCGCGCACGCGCGCCGGACAACAGACAGACCACGCCGCGAUUCUUUCGUAGCGAGGACUCUAAUGCUAACACAAUAAACAUGUUUCAAAGAUCAGCGCUGCUUCCGCGGCCGCAGAAGCUCCGGCGGCGUGACGUCACUUUCUAAGCGGAAGAGUGAGAGCGCGGCUGUCAGAGGAGGAAAGGCGCCGUCGGGACCGCACUCUUUUCUCCUGGUCGCGCCCUCAUUGGUUCUUAGGGAGUGACGUCUUCUCGCUUUUCCAGAGAGGGAAUUCCGGCAUACCCUCAACAUCCGCCGUCUGCUCUUGUCAUAUAUUCCGUCGAAUAACAGUCAAACUACGCCAGUCUUUCGCGUGGGGUUUUCGAUACCCUGGUCAGUGGCCCAGUAGGAAUAAAAUGACGCUAUAGUUUCGAAAUCGUCUGGACCGGAUGCGACCGCUCCUUUCAAAUUGCAAAAUACGGGCAACACUGCCGAAAUCGCCAUCAUCUGAGCAUUGCUCGUCAAGAAAGUAAGCUCGUAAGCACGGCGGCAAAACUGCGUUGCAUGCGCAUAACAUUGUAUCUAAAACGAAAGAAGACGAUGAGCUAUCAUGAGCCAGUCGGGAACAUAGAUCGCUGUUGCUUGACAAAUAGACCUCUCCCUGUUUGUAAACAAAUGACGUCAUAGCGUUCGACAGCGCCACCAUUCUGGUAGAGUCGAAUUACACGCUCAAAGCUAGGGGCGAACAAAGUCGCACCCAAAAGCCACGGUCUCGUGGGGAUUACGAUGGUCCCUGAAAGGGACGCGACCUUCGGUCCUACUUUUCUUUCAAUAGGAGGCAGCGAACAAAUGGCCCAUUCGUGGAGCCCAGCCCUCCCCUUCCGAUUUGUUUCGGCUUCAGUCUGUCUACCAACGUCAUGAUGACGUUCCUCGGAUAGAUGUCUAUUGGGUAAGCCUGCGGUAGGAAUACUUUUAGAGUUCGAUCAUAAUUGCAUAUGCGGCUGACUGAAGCAGGCGGAAGAAAUAGUCUGCGGAAGAAUAGAUUAGUGUUAUAUCGUUAUUACAUGCGACCAACUGAUGCAGGCGGAAGGAAGAACGCCGCGGUAUAGGAAUAUGGGGUUGCAAUUAGAUGCAAGCCGCGGACGGGGGAAAAUGGUCCCAGCUGGAAGAAGGAAAUCACUGGAAAGGUUAGCCAGCUGUAGGACUAACCUUUUUAGUGACUUCCUUCCUUUCUUUCAUUGUUAAAAGGCAGUUGAGGCUCGUGUGUUUUGUUGUCUUUUCUUCUGCGUUCCAGCCUCAGAACAUCGGUUUCCAUCGUCCCAGCUGGCAUGGAAGGAAAAAAGGUCCCGUGCGCGCCGAUGGUGCCUCAUAAGGAAAAAGACCUUUUUCACGACGGCAUAUGCGCAUGACCUUGAGGCGCCGAAGAGGGUUGUCUCCGUCUUCACUAGAUGGCGCAGUAUGGGGACGAGAGAAGUAGGGAGGCAUAGUUCGCUGGAAAACCGCUAGGAUAUGACGCGUAUGUGAAAAUGUUCCAUUCGCGAAAAUUCAUUGGUUCCUUCUUGACGUCCCCCUGUGGUUUAGUGAGCCUCGUUUUAGAGCAGGCGUCGUUGUUUAGCGAGUGACGUUUUAACGGGAAAACAACGAAAGAAGGCGCUUCGCUUUUUUGUGCAAAGUCCCGGUUUUGGUAUAAGGGAGGACUUGCGGGCCAACAGCCAGUAUAAAUCGGCAAUCUAGGCCGCCCUUUUAUUUGAGAAGAUCUGCAGGUAUUUUGCAUUUUUAACUGUUCUGCUUAGGAGCGUAAACCAUGAUCUUGUAAGCUCUGAACGGCAAAAAGGUAGGAUAAUGUUUUUUCAGUGCCAACAUCAAGUAGACGAAGCACCUAUCUCGCACGGUUAAUAAGUAUGAGCACCUAGACUUUGCAUAUAUUGGUGAUCUGCAUUGGGAUUGCUGACGCAUGUUUUACGGUUUCGCCCAAAGGCCAUCAUUCAACAAUAAAAUCAGUACUUAUAAAGCGUUGGAGCUGACCGAAUCCGUUUUGUUAAUAUACACGGAUAUUUCCGUUCUGGUUCUUUGUCUGUAAUUUUACAGUUACGGGAAAGUCUGCACUUACACGAUGAAUGUAAUCGUCUAUUAUUGUCCCCAAUGAUAAAGCAUGUACCCGAAGGUCUGGUAUUGAUUAGAUGAG